UGCCACGGAGGCUGCACCAUCCACCCGACAGCCCCCUCACAAAAUGGACCAGGAAACCCUGGGAAGCAUUGCCCCGCUUGCCAUCGUCACCUUGAUAAGUGUUGUCCAGAAUGCUUUUUUUGCUAGCAAAGUGGAGCAUGAAAGCAAGCACUGCAACGGCAAGGGGCUCCAGCGGCUGGGAUCCUCUGCCUUCGACCGAGUCUACAUUGCCAACCAGAACUGUGGACACGCGUAUCCUACGUUUCUGGCCAUGCUUUGGUGUGCUGGCCUCCUCUGCAGCCCAGCUCCUGCCGCCUUUGCCGGCCUGAUGUACUUGUUUGUGAGGCAGAAGUACUUCGUGGGCUACUUAGGAGAAAGGACUCAGAGCACUCCUGGUUACUUGUUUGGAAAACGCAUAAUUUUGUUCCUGUUCCUCAUGUCCGUGGCUGGAAUACUCAACUACUAUCUCGUCUCCUUUUUCGGAAGUGACUUUGAAAAGUACAUGAAAAUGAUAACCAGUGCGAUCUCUCCGUUGCUGCUCAUCCCAUAGCUCCCUGCAGCACGGCAGGGGUCAGCACGCUUAAUAUAUUGAUACCCAGAAACAACCAUAAUUCAAGUGUUUAAGAAAUGAACCCAUAACCCUUUUAGAUUGCUGUAAAUCUCAUGCUUGAUGGGCUUUGUAGUGUGAUUUAACCUUGCUUUUUGCCUCAGGAGAAAGAUUUAUUGUGAGCACUUGGCACGCCCAAAGAAUGGCAACAAGUUCCACUUAAUUCUUCCAAGUUUUUUUUUUCCCUGACCGGCAGCUUGCAAGCUCAUUGAGUGACUUGUAUGCUCACAUCGUAACUGAGCUGUACUCAGCCCUCGUCCCGAAACCCGGGAGCCUCUCAGCGGUUCCUGAGAUGGCUCCCACAGUUACCCUCACGCACAGGCUCAGCUUUUCACCAGGAUCCCGCACUCCCCUUCCCAGGCAAGGGCGUGAACCAGCAACUUCACCUACUUUUCCCCUCCCACUUGUUGUUGAUGGAGCUUCCGCUGCUGCAGGAGAGCAGAAAUCGGCCCUUGUCUGGUAUUCCUUGAGCAGCGUUCAUGUACUUAAUGCUCCCGACACUGAUCUCAUUUGCACUUCAGCCUUUUUGUUCUCCCAGGGCUGUGGAGAGGGGUCUUGUGUUAUUGAGGAACUGGUGUAUUGACAGUGGGGUUGGUUUUGUUUUGCUUGGCUUUGUUUAAUAAAGCAGUCUGAAAGGAUGACAUCUGUUUGCUCCCCUCUCCUCUGCCUGGUGCUGGUCCCGGCUCUCCACGGCUUCCCAGCCGGCUGGUGAGCGGGGCAAGGG
This is a messenger RNA of Apus apus (common swift), 1310 nucleotides long. It is a transcript of the gene ALOX5AP, whose product is annotated as arachidonate 5-lipoxygenase activating protein. Lineage: Eukaryota; Metazoa; Chordata; Aves; Apodiformes; Apodidae. The record is from RefSeq and is a predicted model, not a curated record. The transcript has 5 exons. Gene Ontology annotation, biological process: leukotriene biosynthetic process. The coding region runs from base 44 to 529 and encodes 161 amino acids. Gene Ontology annotation, cellular component: endoplasmic reticulum; membrane; nuclear envelope. Gene Ontology annotation, molecular function: enzyme activator activity; glutathione transferase activity; glutathione peroxidase activity.